AUGCCCACCAAUCUUCCGCCGCCGCCGCACUCCGGCGACCCGCCGACAACCGUCACAAAUGCCUCGGCUUCGCCCGACGAUCAACAGAACGACGACCCGAUGCACUCGCCUUCGCCGAAGAAGAACACCAGAAAACGAGGGCGGCCGCCUGGAUCCACCGCAGCAACGCCGGCGUUCCUGCUUCUGCUGGGACGCGUUAACCAGCUGGAAAAAACGGUGACCAAGCUGGUGCAAUCCGCUGCCGCCAAAGAUGUGCUCAUUCAGGCACAAACGAAGACUAUCGAGGAACUGGAAAAGUCCGUCGCCAACCUUCUCUCCACCGCCGUCGCUCACAGCCCACCCGCCCCACCGUCCGCCGACUGUCGCCCGUCGUACGCCGCUGUCGCCGCCUGCUCUUCAUCCGUGGAAGCUGUUCGUGCACGUCUGGCGCUCGCGGAGAGUUGCCGUGCAAUGGAAAAGAAAUCAUUCCUGGCCGUCAUCGAAAACGUGCCGGACUGCAAGACUGAUGACCAACAAGAAAUCGAUAAGUCGUUUAUAAACUCUCUGCGCGCUCUCACCCCUGAACUUCCCGAGCCAAUCGAUAAUUUCCGUGUCAUUUGCCGCAAUUCCGAGAUUCCUUCCAGGCCGCUGAAAGUUAAAUUCGAGUCGAAAAGCUCCCGCGACCUUUUCAUCAUGAAUUUUUCCAAGGCCCUUGGGAAAUCGCCCAGCCGCUUUUCCGCGAAGCGCCCCAUUCGCUGUCGGCGCGACAUGACUCCCGAUGAGCUGACGCUUCUCCGUCAGGCCCGCCAAGAUGCCUACCAGCGAAACCUGAAAGCGGGCAGAAUCGAGUUCGCCGUUGUCCGUGACUUUGAUGUCAUCAAAUUGAAAACCCCGCGUGAUUUCCGUGUUUCCCCUUCAUCCGCCCCCGCCAGCUCACCCCAUGCCUAG
Molecule: messenger RNA, 927 nt
Organism: Caenorhabditis sp. 36 PRJEB53466
Lineage: Eukaryota; Metazoa; Nematoda; Chromadorea; Rhabditida; Rhabditidae
Source: the annotation of a GenBank genome assembly